CACCCACCCACUCACCACUCACAGCCCCGUCCAGCUCACCUCCCGGCACAAAGCCCCACCAUGGCUGACGCCAGCUGCUCCAGGACUUACGUUAUCUCUGCAUCCACCCUGUCUGUCUGUUCCAGUGACCCGAACUGUGGCAGCCGCGUCUGCUCACCCACUGCCUGCACUGGCUUCUCCCGGCAGGUGGACGAUUGCCAGGAGAGCUACUGCGAGCCCCACUGCUGCACCCCGGGCCCCUGCCUGAGCCUCCUCUGCGCCCCAGCGAGCUGUGAGCCCUGCCCCUGCCCAUCAGCCUGCACCAGCUCCUGCACGGCCUUGUGCUGCCCGCAGUCUAGCUGCCAGCCCUCCUGCUGCACCUCCUCCCCCUGCCAGCAGGACUGCUGUGCACCCCUCUGCUGCAGGCCUGUCUGCUGCAGGCCCGUGUGCUGCAGGCCCGUGUGCUGCACGCCUGUCUGCUGCAGGCCUGUGUGCUGCAGGCCCGUGUGCUGCACACCUGUCUGCUGCAGGCCCGUGUGCUGCAGGCCUGUCUGCUGCAGGCCCGUGUGCUGCAGGCCCGUGUGCUGUGAGCCCACCCCCUGCCCCUCGUUCUGCUGCAGACCCUCCUCCUCCGUGUCCCUGCUCUGCCGCCCCGUGUGCAGACCCGCCUGCUGUGCCCCCGCCCCCUCCUGCCAGCCCAGCUGCUGCCGCCCGGCCUCCUGCGUGUCCCUGCUCUGCCACCCCAGGUGCUCCCGCUCGGCCUGCUGUGUCCCCGACUCGGCCUAGAAGUCCGGCUGCUGACCGGGCCCGUCCCCCCCAGGGCUAGCCGGGCUCUAGGGUGCCUCAGCUGAGGGGCUGAGCUCAGCGAUACUAGCAUUUGGCGUCCUCCAGGAGUUUAACCCCCAGAAAAGACCUGGAGACCAUCUCCUCUGUGUCACCAAGAACAGGGACUCCACGUCCUCUGGGGUCUCUCAGGAGUUGCUGCCACGGUCAUCCCAGAACCUACGCGCAGGCCUGAGUCGUGGAAGCGGGUCCUGUCUCUCCUAGCCCAGCGGCUUCUCCCAUUCCCACCCCUCCUCCACCCCGCCCCUUCUCCAAGCCGAGCCUUUCCUGCAGCCCCGCCCCGCGACACCCCGCCCCCCUCCACCCCGCCCCUUUCUCCCUGCCCAGUCCCCACUGCGGCCCCACCGCUUCUCUGCUCCCGGGGAAGGACCUGCCUACCUGGCCUGAUGACCUUACUUCUCGACUUCAUAAGCUUCUUCAUCUGUCAUCCCUACUGCUCUGAGUACGGUGGCGGCAGGGGCUGGGGGGAGGGUGCAUACAACCCCAGGACUCCCAGCGGAACCUCCCGUGACCUUUCAUGGUAAGAGAACCAGAAGACCUCGGAGUCGGGGCCUGGCAAGACCCGGAGCAGCCACCCUGAGUUCCCGCCGAGAUCUGCGCCGCCCAGCCCUCCCGCCGCUCCCCGUGGCUGAGGCGGCCCGGCACCCCACCGUCAACCAUAAGGCCCCAGGAGGCCUGCGCUCUGCAGCCCAGCCACAUCCCGCCCUCUCCUCCGCGGCCAUGGCCCUCCCUCCAGGGUGGGAUCCUGGGGGCAGUGAACAGUGUUUCCUUUGCUCCUCCAUGCUGGGGCCAUCCUGGCCAGGCAGGCCACCCCCAUGAGAACCCGCAAUGGGUUCCUGCUGCCACUCUUGGAUGGACCGCGGCAUCCACGCCAGGCCACCCCCAGCAGUUGACCAAGCACAGCAGGGGUGCGAGGGCAGGGCCAUUCCUGACAGACACCCGCCAUUUGCUCAGGGCACCCCAUCCAUCUGCCCCAGGCCUUCUCAGAGCUGUGCCAGGGGCAGAGCCACUGCUCAUCUGGCCCUCCCUCCUUACAGCUAACUCACAUGAGUAUGGUCAGCCUGGCCACGUUAAGGCUCUUCCCCACUCCCACUCCCCCAUUACUCUUUCAUGGGCAUCCCCACAAUAAACUGCUAAAAAACUUA
Messenger RNA from Vicugna pacos (alpaca), 1967 nucleotides. Lineage: Eukaryota; Metazoa; Chordata; Mammalia; Artiodactyla; Camelidae. The record is from RefSeq and is a predicted model, not a curated record.